AUGCAGAAGGAUAAUCUGACCGAGGUCUCUGAGUUUUUCCUCUUAGGAUUUCAAGUCAGCAAAAAUGUAAGAAUUUUUUUGUUCCUUUUUCUACUUGUGGUUUAUUGUCUGACAAUAUGUGAGAAUCUCCUGAUCAUCACCCUGGUGUCCACCAGCAAGAACCUCCACACCCCAAUGUACUUCUUCAUCUCACAUCUGUCCAUCAGUGACAUUUUGGUUAUCACCGAUAUUGUCCCCAACUUGCUCCACAUCCUACUGAAUAAUGGGGGGACCAUGACUUUUAUUGGUUGUAUGACUCAGUUGUAUCUGUUCUCUGCUUCAGAAUCAUUUGAAUGUCUUCUCCUCUCUUUGAUGUCUUAUGACAGAUAUGUGGCCAUCUGUAAUCCUCUCCGUUACUCCUCUAUCAUGACAAGUGGACAUUGUAGGACACUGUCUAUACUAUGUUGGCUUCUUGGAUUUUCUAUUAUUUUGAUUUACAUUAUCAAAACAGCAAAGCAAAAUUUCUGUGGCCCAAAUAUCAUUGACCAUUUAUUCUGUGAUAUGGUUCCUUUACUAGACCUUGCCUGUUCUGACACCUUUAUUAUCCAUAUAGAGAUUUAUAUCAUAGGUGUACUACUUGUGAUAAUUCCAACCAUCAUCAAUGUAAUGUCUUAUAUUUAUAUUGUUCGACAAAUCUUAAGAAUUCCAACCAAUACUGGUAGACAGAAAGCCUUCUCCACCUGUAGCUCCCACCUCAUUGUGGUCUCCAUAGUCUACUGGACGAUGUUCAGCGUAUACAUUGUCCCAACGAAAAAAACAUUCACUGUGAGCAAAAUCCUCUCCUUGUUAUAUACUGUAUUUACUCCUUUGGUCAACCCCAUUAUAUACAGUCUGGGGAAUAAAGACAUUAGAAAAGCCAUACAGAAAACACUUCAUAAGCGGGUGAUCUGGUAA
This is a messenger RNA of Hyla sarda, 933 nucleotides long. Its product is annotated as olfactory receptor 11L1-like. The record is from RefSeq and is a predicted model, not a curated record. Gene Ontology annotation, biological process: G protein-coupled receptor signaling pathway. Gene Ontology annotation, cellular component: membrane. Gene Ontology annotation, molecular function: olfactory receptor activity; G protein-coupled receptor activity. Lineage: Eukaryota; Metazoa; Chordata; Amphibia; Anura; Hylidae. The transcript has a single exon. The coding region runs from base 1 to 933 and encodes 310 amino acids.